Molecule: messenger RNA, 6732 nt
Organism: Phycodurus eques (leafy seadragon)
Lineage: Eukaryota; Metazoa; Chordata; Actinopteri; Syngnathiformes; Syngnathidae
Gene: arhgef40
Product: Rho guanine nucleotide exchange factor (GEF) 40
Exons: 25
Coding region: 344-5356 (1670 amino acids)
Molecular function (GO): guanyl-nucleotide exchange factor activity
Source: RefSeq, a predicted model, not a curated record
UUUGCUAAUAACAUUUAAAAGUGCUUCAGCCUCAGUGUUGUCCAUUGGUUUAGCUCCCUCUAAGGGCUAAGAAUAGAAAGUUUGAGUUUGAAGCGAGGCUGUGGCGCUCUUGUUGGCCGAGCAGAGGAGGGGGAGGAGAGGGAGGAAAGGUUUUUGCGAGUGAGGACUACGCAGCUUGGACAUUUCCAGGCUGGGAAAUCCAGCAGCGAGUGUGCAGGACCAGGCGCUCGCUCCCAGGAGGUGAUGAUACCGCGGCCCGUUAAGAGGUGACCCUGCGGAGAUGCCGAGACAAAGCCAGUCUAAGAAAGGAGCCGUGGACUGACUUUGAUUCCUCACUCAAGUCAUGGCAUCAGAGGCCAUGGAGGACUGUGUACAGGGGGCGCUCUCAUCCCUUUACCCACCCUUCGAAAGCACUGCGCCUCCUCUCCUCUCGCAGGUGUUCACCGUACUGGAGUCCACCUACCAGCAGGACAGCCUCCGCUACCUCCUGGACUACUUUGUUCCCGCCAAGCACCUCCUUCACAAGCUCCAGCAGCACGCCUGUUCUCAGUACCUGGGCUGCCUCUUCCUCCACUCUGGCUGGCCGCUGUGCCUCGGCAACAAAGUGGUGGUCCAGCUCUCCACCCUGGACUGGAGGCUCCUGCGUUGCAAUGACUUCUACCUGCAGGUGGUACCCUUCUCGACACGCUGUCCCCGGCUGGCGCUCAAGUGUCUGGCCCCCGGGGGGCGCACCGUUCAGGAAAUUCUGGUGCCCGAGUCCCAGCAUCCUCUUGUGUUCACGAGUGAGUGGCUGCACAGCAUCAACAAAGAACGGGGCCACAGGAGGGAAGCAGGCGGUGGUCUCGACACCUGCUUGGUGAGCACGUGUGACGGUGUCCUGCGCCUUCCCUGGAAGGAGGUCGUCUACCCCGAAUUUAUCCACGACCCGUCUGAGGGACCUGGCUCGACCUCCAACCCCGAGGCCUACAUGACCAAGGGUGGUCUGCCCGAGGGGUGGAGCAAAGACUCCAGGGGCUGGGCCGAGGAGGAGGAGGAAGAUGACGACUUGCUGCUGGACGGCGUGGCCUCGGAGCCUGCGCUUCCCCGGCGGAGGCGCAGCGAAGACGGUCUCGGCCGGGCUGUGAGACGUCCUGGGCUCGGGGGAGAUUAUGUGGAGCUGUUGGAGCCAAGAGGAGGACCGGACGGAGGUGUUGACCCGAGACACCGGUACCUGGAGAUGCACGGCGUAUGCAAAACCAAGACUUUGCCUCUUUGUAAGAGGGGUAAGGCCAUCAAACUGCAGAGGGGAAAGCUAGCGGGAUGUGGCCGAAUGGACGGCUUUGUUAGCUCUGGUGGGAUCUCCGGAACCCAAGCAAAUUUGACCGCCCCCGAGGAGCCGGUGCUAGGGCUUUGGCCUCCUCCAGGAGUCACCCAAUCUUUGUCGUCUUCGGCCCAGGGCAACGAUGAUGACGGUGAUAUAACCGAGCGAAACGCCGAGAGCCAGGGAAGCGACCCAUUUCAAGAAAGGCGGCCUGGUGUUGGGGGAGAGGGGGAGAUGAACAGGGUGACGCAGCAAAGAAGAGAAGACACUCGGAGCACUCGGCUCCCCAUUGAGGUCCCCGACACUGUCGGGCAUGUUGUCGAGGGCUGCUCCGAUCAGGAGUCCCAUUCAGAGUCUGUUUUCGAGAAUACGGACAAACCACUGAGUGACCACAGUGAUGCUACAACACCAACAUGGGAUGCGCCAGACAAAACUUUUGCUGCCGUGGCUAGCAAUAACGUGACAGAUAGCAAUAGUGCGAUGGAUCGCAAUAGCGCGAAGGAUCACAAUAGCGUGACAGCCAACCAAACGAGGGAUGGUGGUAAAAAGAAGACUCAAGAGAUCCUGCGAGAAAAGGAAAUCAAAGCUUCUGGAUUCAGAGCUCCAAGGAGGAAGAGGAGGGGGAGGGGCGCCAAAGGGAGGGCUCGCUCUGGCGGUGGUGCUUCCCGCGGGAGCUCCAAACCGCAGUGGAAAGCUCCUCCUCAUCUGGGCUCCACUUCCUGCUCUGGCUCGACACAACGGCCAAUCGCAGAGGAGCGCUGGUCGGAAGCAUCGUCCGAUGGGGAGUGCCCGUCCGAGAACGGUACAACCAGCAGCGCAGAGGCAGAACCUUUGCCCAUCUGCAACGGCCAAUCAGCCGCCUUCAUCCCCUUCAAUGAGGAGGCGCAGUCAGGCCAUUCGUGUAAAGAGGCUCCUUUGCUCCGGGAAUUGGACGCAGAGCUCCUCCGGUCGGGGCAGCUGAGGAUGACUGGGACGGUGGACAGAUUGGGAUGCGCUCUGGUCGUGGCACAGGCGGGAGAUUCCGGCAGCGGCGAGGAGAUGUCUCGCAUCCUGGCCUGCUACCACAGGAUCACACGGCCUGCGACCAAAGAAAAAGGUCUGACGGUGUUGAUCGACAGCAGAUGCUCGCCGCCGUCCUCGCGCUGCCUCUCCGCACUCAGGUUAUUCCAGCGGCUGGUUCCUGGCGGUCUCGCAGCAGUGUUGGUUUUGGUGGAGGAACAGCAGCCUUCUUGUGACCUGGAGGGAACAGAGGUCCACGUGGUGCGAGGAACAGCGGUCCUUGAGCAGUUUGUAGACAGGCAACAGCUGCCCACAGAGAUGGGAGGCGACUUCAGCCACUGCCACUCAGACUGGCUCUCCUUCAGGAUGAGCUUAGAGAGCCUGACCGAGCGCUGCGACAGCGCCCUCCUUUUGCUGGGAGAAGCGAUGCAGUCGAUGGACGGCGAGCAGACUGUCGACAACAUCAAGGAGGUUCCGGCGAGCGCGGACAAGCAUCGGCGCCUCAUGGCCGGCGUCCUCGCCGACUGCCGCUUGACUGAGCUCCAGCGAGGGGGCGGGGCCUGGCUGGCGGGAUUGACCAACAGCGCGUGCGGGUUGGCGCGGACGUCUCACGAUUGCAGGGCUGCGCUCGCCGCUGCCGCCAGACUUUAUGACAGUGUGGACGACGCCCUCCAUUGCCUGGUACGAGUGUCCAACCGGAGGGCUCGCGACCUGGACGCGCUGAGCGGACUGGCCGGCCUGGUGGACGAGCUGGAAAAGUGUGACGAGGAGAUGGAGCGAGUACAGUUGCAGACGGACGCCUACAAGGACCCGCCUCUCUCGCUGAGCAGGCUGUCGCUCCAGCAGCAGAAGUUCAAAACGCUGCGAGAAACGGCAAAUGAGCUUCACAGCCGGACUCUCUCUGUGCUCACCGACCUGGAGACUUGGAGCGAGUUGGACUGGGCGGGCCUGAACGACAUCCAGGUCCGACUGCCUCCGGUCAGGGAACGUCUGCGGGACAUGGCCCACUCUCUGUCCGACCGCUGGGCCGCCCUGGACAACACGCGGCGGCUGCUGUCCACUCUGACCGAGGCCUCCCAGUGGUGCGACGAAGUGUCCUCCGCCUCCCCGUCCGCCUCCUCCCCCGUCUGCCCCCUAGCUUCCCUCCCCCCCAUUCCGCCAUCCCGUUUCCAGGACGCCCGCUCGUUGGCUGUGGACUUGGGUGGCGGAGCGCUGCUGGAUCUCUGGAGCCGCACGGUGGAGCGUUACCAGCAGACGGUAGCGCAGGUGAAGCCGCGCUUCCUUCAGUCCGAGCGAGCCCAAAACCAAGGACAGGGAAAGGCCAAGACGCCCGUCGCCGGUAACCUAUGGGACGCGGAGGCAGAGGGCGACUGGGGCCCGGGGGCCGCAGGAGGCGAGGGGGGGCUGCAGUCCUGGGGGUCUCUGGCCUCGCUGUUCAGACCGCAGAUCUGCUCCACGCUGAAGAUAGAUGAGCGGGGGGGCAAAAAAGAGGGGGCAGUGGGCGGAGGGAAGUUUCUGCAGAACCUUUUGAAGAAGAGUCCCACAGAGGCACCCCUCCCGCCCAAGCCCCCCAGGAAGAGACACCCCAGUUUUGACCUGCAGGCCCUCUUGGCCCCUCGCAGAGGUGCCGGCACCCCCAAACCCACCGAGUGCCGUACCUCCCCCAAAUCCUGGCUGGGCCGCCGGGCCCUCGCGGACCCCGCGGUCACCACCGCCGUGGCCGCCGCCAUCCGAGGAGGAGGAGGGGUCUUGAUCAGGGGCGUGGAGGUCAGCAGCAAGGAGGUGGUGGACCACACCGGGUCUCCGCGGCAACAUGUGCUGCGGGGCAGGAGCGAGAGGGAAAUGGGGACGGAACGGGCCGGAUCUACGGCGCAGAGCAAAUCCUACCUGCUCUGGUGCAGGAUGCUGAGCAGCGAGCGGCAGUAUGUGUCCGUUCUCAAGGGGGCGCAGGAGACCUAUCUCCCCCUGCUGCAGCUCCUGGACACGCCGGCUUCCCUGCGGGGGAAGGCGGACACCCUGUUCCCCUGCUGGGCGGCCCUGAGUGCCUUCCACUCGCAGGAACUUCUGCCCGCCAUGGAGGACGCGCUGAUGCAAAGCUUGCUGCAGCAGGACUGCUUCAGUAAAUAUCGGGACCACUUCCUGCACUAUUCCAAUUACAUCCGGACCAAACCGGAACUGGAUUCGCCGCUGGUCACGCAAGCUGCGGACUUCUUUAAAUCCAAACUCCCCGCGACCGCCGCCUCCCCCUUCUCGCCUCUGUGCUUCCCUCAGUGCCUGCAGGCGCCCCCCGAGAGGCUGGAGCAGUACUGCGAGGCCCUGGAGGAGCUGGGCGGUAUCAACCCAACCUCUGACUCCACCCUCUGCGUCCUGAGACACGCCCAGCAACACGGCGAGGACCUGAGGGCCAGCGACCUCAUCGUCGGCUGUCCGAUUCCUGUGGCGCGGCGCGGCGAGCUGGUGCGUCAGGGCGAGCUGACGGUGUGCGGCGGCGGCACCCGGCGGAAGCGUGUGGGUGUGAGGAGGGUCUUCCUCUACCAACACGCCAUCAUCUUCACCAAACACAAGAGCGGAGGAGGCAGCGGUGGCGCUGGACCGGGAUGCUCGGCCUACAACUACAAACACAGCAUGAAGACGGCCGACAUGGGCCUGACGCAGAGCGUGGGCGAGGAUGGCGUCAAAUUCGAGGUUUGGGUGCGACAGGCUCCUCGCCUCAGAGACUGCGUCACGCUGCAGGCUCAGGACGGAGAGCAGCGCAAGGCAUGGACUCGGGACGUCGCCCACCUGCUGUGGACGCACGCCAUCAACAGCACAGAGUUGUGUCUGAAGGAGUCGCUGUGCGUGGGCGUGUCCAGCAAGCUGCUGUUGGACGCCAGCGGAAGUCAACCGUUCGAGUCGGAGAGAGUGCACAGCAGCUGCUCUGACUCGUCGUCCGUUGGCAGCCACAAGGAAGGGGGGGGCUCGCCGGCGUCAGGGAGAGGCCCGAGGAGGAGCUCCACCAGCUGCUCUCAGGUGCGCAACGCACGCACACACAGCUCAGUGGUUCCCGACCGUUAUUGAGCCAAGGCACAUAUUUGGCAUGAGAAAAAUCACAUGGCACACCACCGAAUGAAAAUGGAGCAGAAACCGCUCUGCAUUGUGGGUUAUGGCAGACAUGUCGAAUGUAAACGAAGGCUUUGCCGUUGCUAUGAAGUCGUCGCGACGUUUAAAACACGGGAAAGGAAAAACUAGAUCACGAAGCCGGAGACCACAGCAGGCAGAAAUCCACAUUAGAAAUGCUUCGGAUCAGUCCUAAAACUCUAAUUCACAGUGGAGCAGCGACCCGUAGUAUCGGCUACAGCGGAUUUUUCCGUUGACCUUGUGUGUCGAGUGAGUGCCCACACUUCGGAGGAGUUCCAAAACGACAAGUGGUGGGGCUCUAAUGUGCAGUUACUUUGGCAACGUUAACGUGCUGAAGCCGACCAACAUGUCAUUCGGACGGAGGUACGUGGAGCUAAUGCAAGUUGCGUGUGUUUGCUUUUUUAACCAUCCUUACCCAUCAUAUAUAUAUAUAUAUAUAUAUAUAUAUAUAUAUAUAUAUAUGUGUGUAUAUAUAUGUGUAUAUAUAUAUAUAUAUAUUAUUGGUAUUAACGUUGACAGAUGAUAUUCAUUAACGCAGGUAAACUGCAAGAAUGAGCUCGUUUCAAUUUCCUCCCAGACUUACUUUCCCAGGGUGUGAAAUGUGACUUUGCUAUUGUUAUUCUGUUGUAUGCUGUAAAUGGCAAUAAAUGGACCUUCUGCCAUCGAGCGGAAGAGCAUUUCACUCUUCUGCCUGUCACAAUAUGUCACUAGUAUAGAUUUAUCUUGUGACAAAUAAAUCAUCAUUUUUCAAGCAACGAGGUGAAAUUGGAUAAUUGUCAGAGUGGUUGGGAUUGGUGUUCACUGUGCACAUUCAUACUGCGUGCGCACGUGUGCGUGUCCUCCCCAGGGUCAGUCGCCCUCAACUGCCGUGUAGCCGUCACGGUGCGCCCAGUAAGCGACGCGUCUUCGUCCGCGUGGAAGCCGAACAGCAAAUGCUGGCUGACGGCUUUCAUUCCGUCAGAAAGCGAACACCUCCGCGUGGGCGGGCCGUUCGAUCUGCAGCAGCGGACGAAGCCGGCGAAAAGGAAGAGCCGGACGCCAUCUCGGAUAUGCCAGUCGCCGAGGGUUCCGGAGUUGGUGACGGCAACAAAGCGGGCGUUGUGUGCCAACGAAGCGACCGCCUACGUCACGUGACCCGGGCAUCGGAAGUGGCGCGUGAGACUUUGCAGGUGUCGUGGCUUUGUUUUUUUAUAUCACCCACAAGAGGCAUCUUCAUCCUCAUCAUCAUCAUGGAUCUUUUUCUCUUUGGGGAUGCCUCACCCUUGUACCACAUGCUUCGACACUUUUCUUGGACAUUAAAACUGGAUGUAAGCUAA